Pseudomyrmex gracilis is the source of this 6130-nucleotide messenger RNA. It is a transcript of the gene ssp3, whose product is annotated as S phase cyclin A-associated protein in the endoplasmic reticulum. NCBI's taxonomy places the organism in Eukaryota, Metazoa, Arthropoda, Insecta, Hymenoptera, Formicidae. The record is from RefSeq and is a predicted model, not a curated record. The transcript has 15 exons. The coding region runs from base 484 to 5295 and encodes 1603 amino acids.
UACGUAUACACACGCUGCUCUUGCUUCUCUACACCAGCCUCACUCCCUUCUCUCUCUUACAACAGUCAUCCUUGCUUGGCGCACUCUUUCCAGUGCGACCAACAAAGAGCCACGAAAAACUCGCGUGUCUCUUCUGUGUUGUUUACUCGUCUGACAUUUAAUUCCGCGUAAGAUGCACGUUGUUUCUCAAACGUCAUUCACGAAGUUUGAUCGCGCGAGAAACGAUAGGCGUGAGUUCUGCGAUUUCUUGUAAUUGUCAGGUAAGAGAUAUCAAUUUAAAGCGAAUACGUGAAAUACAGCGUAUGUAAACAUAGCCGUGUGACGUUUGACACAAGACGAGUGGUGUCAUCGGGAAGAAAAUAGCGUGUCGCGAGUGCGCGCGCGUUGCACAAAUGUUGCAACAAUAAAAUAUGUCUUCUCGAUCUGUCAGUCGCGACGAGCGUCAAUCAUCUUUUUGCGAUUACAUAUAUUUUAUAUGAAAAAAUGGCAGAUGUAAGGUUAUUAAUUCAGGAAGAAGGUCGAGCAGCCAGAAAUUUGAUAGCAUUCAACGUGCCGGUUGGCACGAACAACGUAGAGAAGAUAACAAAAAAACCACCUAGUGUACCGAGACAAACUCAGUCUGGUUCGACAAAACGAUCCAUGAAACCACCCACGAGAGUAAGAUCUGCUUCCACAGGUCGUGAUAAGAAAUCUGAAUUACAAGCGCGAUACUGGGCAUUCCUGUUUGGAAAUUUGCAAAGAGCGGUCGACGGUAUCUAUCAAACUUGCGAGGAGGACGAAAAUAUUUCCGAAUGUAAAGAAGUUAUUCUGGUGUUGGAGAAUUACACUCGCGACUUUCACAAUUUGAUAGAAUGGUUUAAAGUUAAGUGGGCUUACGAAAAUUCGUCGCCGCCAUUGAGACGAACUCCGCUUGCUUGGGAAGUUAGGAAAACCUCUCCUUGUCGUAUAUGGAACUCCACAAUAAUUCCGAAAUGCACCAGUCCCUUGCAAAGAGCGAGUCCAACGGAAUCCGUUUGCAGAAGUCCGGUUGAACAAACUAUAUGCGAAACUAAAGCAAUUGUAACCGACAAUAAGAUCAAUCACGUGAAGGAAGAAUUUGUUCAGAAAUUGUUGAAAGACAGCAAAAAUAAUGUGUGCAAAAAUUGUUCCUCCAAUAUUAAAGAGAAACGCAAGAGCGAGGUUGACAGGAUGGGAAAUCAAACGGGAAACAAAGAAAAAUCCGCGUCAACGAAGGCGCUUAACAAAGUGUCCGUGAAACAAUCGAUGCAAUCGAAAACAAACAGCUUCGUGGAUCGCAAGACGUUAUCGAAUGAUAACGAUACGAAGAACAAGGUAAAUAGCGAAUUCGUACAGAAGGAAAAUGGUGCUGGUGUUAAAGAUGGUAAGCUAGAGGGAAAAAACGUAGAUAGCAAGUUAUCUGUUGGCAAGAGUAACGUUGGAUUAGAAAAGAACGAAAUCAAUGCCAAAGUUAAGAAAGAUAGCGUUAAAAAGUGUGAGAACAAUGUUACCGCUGAAAAGACGUCGAAUGGCAAAGCGCACAUCGUUCAUCAAAAUAUUUCCGAGAAAGUCAAUCGAGUUAAUUGUCAAACCAACAAACAUCCUUCUGAGAUUAGAGACAGACCGAACAACAAGGAUGUUCCCUCAACUUCCGCAAAAACAUCGUCUAAUAUCGCGGAUAAGAGUUCUGUUGUGAUCAACACAAACAGACCCGCCUAUUCGACUGUGUCGCAAGCAAGAAGUAAAGUACAAUCGUCAACCUCAGCUAACGCUCCAAAGUUUGCUAGAAGUAAAACUUGUUUAAGCGAUAGGAAUUUACCUGCUUCGAGUAAAACGAGACCUGGAACGUCUGUUAUAGUGCGAGGGCGGUAUCAAAGUCUUGAAAAUAAGUUAUCCGAGCAAAAUAUUUCCAAGAAAGAUCAAAAUAGGGAUAUGAACGGAUCGGUUGAAGUUUUGACCAAGCAAACGGUAUCUCCGAAGGUGAAGGAUGAGAAUGACGGUUGGCAAACGGUCAGAAAUCGUUGCAGAAGAGGUAGCACACACAAUCUGAACAUGUCCACGCGCUUUCACAAACCAAGCACCGCUCUGUCGUUGCCAGCAUUGUCGAUACAAAGCCCAACGGAUAAGAUAAAGAAGAUUAGUUAUACCCCCGACGGGAACAACAAACAAAAGAAGAAGUGCAUAGUGGGAAAAACUGGCAAAAAUAUGAACAACGAAGUCGAGAAGGUCAAGGGAGAAUUCAUCACGUCUACGAUCAAGAGCAAUCUCGAGGACACGCUUAAGAAGAACACGUUAAACUUGUGCGACGCCAAUUCGACGUCGGUGAUCGCGGCCAUCUUCAAGAACGACGCGGAGCUGCUCGAAAAACGCAUUCAACAGUUCAUGGCCGCUCAGGCGGAAAGAGAGAGAAUCAUUCUGGAAGAAGAGAGGAAGACCGAGGAAGCGGAUUCUCAAAGAUCCCAGCAGCUGUCGGACGAAGAGGCGUCUUUGAAACGACAAAUUUUGGAAUUGGAAUCCACCGAAAUCGACGUUGACACGGAAACGGACGAAACGGACGGCGAAAUGAUUCUCGAGAUAGAAGACGAGCCCGCAGAACCGCUCGGUGGUGUCACCGACGAUAUUAGUUUGGAAGACAGGUACGAAAAUAUGUUGGAGGGAAUGUCCUGGGCGGAACGAACGGACACUCUCGCGCAAUUGCGCGCAUUGGUGGCCCGUCAUCCCGGACGCGCCUUGGAAUUGCAUCAGAAGCUCUCGUCCCCGUCGAGAAAACGAUCGCUUCCCGAAACGUUGAGGAGGUAUCAGGCGAAACAGGCGUGCGCUCAACACAAACGUCAAAAGUUACUGAUGGAAAAAUCUCAACGAUUGCGCGAAUUGUUGAACAAGGUCGAGGACGUUAAGAGCGCGAAGAGUCAAUUGAUAGAAGACAAAAGAAUUCGAAUGGAAAUGAGACUCAAGAGGGCGGAAGAAAAUCGAACGCAACAUCUGUUGGAAAUAGUGAGAAAAGCGCACGACGAGGAUUCCAAGUUGAAGGAAAUAGCGUUUAUCAACGAGCUCGAGGCGCAGAACAAGAGACACGAUUUUAUGGCGUUGUGUCAGGAACAAGAAGAAAGAUUACAAGGUAUUCAAGAGGAACGUCAACGUCGACAAGAAGAGAAAGCUGCGAAGGAAGCUGCGGCCGAGGAACGUCGAAGAGUUCUCGAGGCGGAACGACAAUUGCGGAUACAAAAAAUGAAACAGGCGCGACGAGAACGCGAGGAAAGAGUGGGAAAAAUGCAACUCGAGAGAGAAAAGGAACGACAGGAACUGGCGAGAGAAAAAGCGAGAGAUCGCGAGGAACGUUUGUCAGCGCUUCACGCAGCUCAACUGGCCAAUCAAGAGGAGUUGCAGAAGAAGAUAGCGCAGAAGCAACAGGAGUCGGCCAGACGGCACGUGGAGAAUAUCGAGCACAUUCGCCAACGCGCGGUUGAAUCCUCCAUUCUCAGAUCGGAGGAAGUGCCGCCCACUCUGAAAUCUUAUCCCGCUCAAAAACAGUGUUCUCUGUGCGGCACGAUCAUAUCUAACGAGGUGCAACUUCUGAGUCAUUUGAAGGGUAAGACCCACAUCGAGGCGGUGCGAAAUGCGCACGACAAUCGCGAGCCGUCGAGAGACGAGCUUCAGCGUUUUAAUAUCGCUCAGAUACGAGACGUUCCGGUCAACGUGGUCAACAAUAACAACACAAACAACAGCAAGGCCGCGAGGGAGAAGCAAAAAGCGCUGAAACGCCGAUGCAGAAAGAUAAAGCAACGCAUGAGCCUGCGUGGUCAGGAGUGGGAGGAUAAACAAAAAAAUGAAACUAAUCAAAGUUUAUCUAACGAGUCGGCAAACAAAUCCAAGUUCAAGCGCAACUUGAAAGAGUUUGAUAGGUUAUAUAAUAAUCAUUCCAAGUCUGCGUGGUCGACCAUAGCGCUCGCCUCGUUGGAACGUUGCUCGGGUGAGAUUGUCCGAGCUUUCUCCAAAUCGUGUUCCUCCGAUCAGGAUGCUUUUAGGUGUUUGAAUGGCAUUGAUAUCUUAACGAACUUGUUGAAUCUCGGUUUAAAUACGCAAAAUGUAUCUCACAAUUUAUCAAAUAAAGCGAUUAUAUCGCUGUGUCGGGUUUACAAAGCGAGCAUCAGCGACAACGCCGACAGCAUAGAGACCGUUUUGUUAAGUAACAAAAUUCUCGUUAUUCUGGAUCUGCUUUUGCAACAUUUAGAGACUCUGACUAGUCUCGACGACCACGCUCAGACUCAGGAUGUAUCCGGCAAUUCAACCGGAAGCGGUAUGGUGGCCGCCAGUGCGACGCAAUUGCUUUGCAGCCUGAUCCCCGAAGAGCCCUUUGAGAAAACGAUCCUGCAGAGCCGCGUUCGGGAUAUCGCCGGAUAUCUGGUAGCGGGCGGCUUAGUGGAUCGCGUGUCACGCCACAGUCGCGCCCUGAUCGAGACGGAUUUUUUUCCGGAUCAUCAGGAGCAGGAGUCGCCGGUGCUUGUAUCGUCUUACGAUCUCCUAUCGCGUAUCUGCGGCCAUCUGAGGCGCGUCGUCUCGGGCGUCGAUCAAGAUAAUGUCAGCGUGCACCACGGAUGCGAGGGUGGCGGCAGCAACAACAACAACAACGUCGAGCAAACAAGCAACGAGUCGCACUUGCUUUCGACCUUGUCGGCGACCGAGGCAUCGGGUGCGAUCGGCGCGCUUUACGCCGCGGUCGCGUUCACGCCGCAGAAUCAGAAGGGAGCCUCGCCCACGCCGAACCAAGUCGCGUUCACGACCGCCGCGAGGAAUCUGGCUGGUCGCGGACUCGAGCUUCUGAAAUCGAUCGCCGAGCUCGAUCUUCGAUCGCUACAGAGUUUCUUGGGCGCCGAAGGCACGAGCUUGCAGUGGCGCCUGAUAGCGAGUCAUCUGAUAACUCGGUUUUCCCGAGAUUCCUUAUCAGACAACAAGGAAACGGGGUCACCGCCGAACGCGAGCGGUAUUCACAUCCUAUCGACGUUGUUCGUGGUGCUCGGUUAUUUUGCUCUCAACAAUCCGGACAAUCAGCUGGUUCUUCAGUCGGCCGGCGCGGGUCCUAGCGUUCUUCAGCAAUUGUGCACCUUGCCGUUUCCUUUUUACGGGGAUCCCAGAUUGAUACCGUACACGUUGCCGGCGUUGCUGGCGGCCACGCACAACAAUCCCGAGGCGAUGGCGAUAUUGUCUUGCGAAAUGUCGUACGAGUUGCUGGAACAGUACAGAAAUUCCGACGAGGGUAAAUUGAAUCCUCUGGUGCGUUUGCUGAAGAAUAACGUCUAGUCCGUCGUGUUUCGCUAACAUCGCUAAAAUAAAUUCAAUUCCGUCGUCUUACGAGUUAAAUCGUUAAAUCUCCGCUACGCAUGCAUCCGGAUCCGUUGAUCGAUCGUUAUGUUAACUAACCACAAAACGUAGAUGUUGAAUAGAAUAUUUCUACGAUAUUAAGAUAAAAACAAAAAAAAAAAAACCGAAUAGGAGAAGAAAUUUUCUCAAAAUGCGAUUAUUUGUAUAGUCAUAUCGUCACUGCGUUUAAUUUUAGAAUUUCGAGAAUGUUAAUUUCCUCUUUGAGAGAGAGACCAAUGCGCGCGUUCCUUCUUCGAGUUCGGCGAUAAAAUCGCCGGUGUGAGAUUAAAUUUAAAUCGAAAAUAACGCGAACAAAAAAUACGUAUGUUAAUUUAGACUUAGACCAGUGCUUCCUAUCCGAAACCGUUUUUGGUCGCCUAUUUACAGUCGCAACACGAUGACACAAUCGGAUUAUAUAUUCUGCUUUAUUUCCGAGUCCACCAUGUACACCAUUUCUGACUACAAUAUAUAUACACACAUAUAUACACCAUUUCACUUCUGCAGAUAUUAUUACGAGAUACAGAUGGAAAUUUUUUCUCAGUCGAUUUGAGAGAUUUUUCAGUGUGAGCAUCAAAUUUCAAAUCGAUAAUCUUUUAACAAUGUUUUAUGAAUUUUAUGAGAACUUUUUGCGAAAAAAUGCAUAUUGUAGAAUUUCGAUGAUUUUUUUAUACAUAACGCGCGAAGUGCUCAUUUAAAUGGCGAUAUAUUUAUUUCGAAAAAUAUAGCCGAGAUAAAAACUAAAUUAUAUAUAAAUAGAAAAAAAAACAAAAUAAAU